GCCACGCCCCCUCUCCCUCCUCUCGCGAGACCCGCCGCGCGCGGCGGCACUUCCGGGUCGGGCGGGUGUUUGAGUGUAGGGACAAGAUGGCGGUGGAGUCGCGCGUCACGCAGGAGGAGAUUAAGAAGGAGCCGGAGAAGCCGAUCGACCGGGAAAAGACAUGCCCUCUGCUGCUUCGAGUCUUCACCACCAACAAUGGGCGACACCACCGCAUGGAUGAGUUCUCCCGUGGCAAUGUGCCCUCCAGUGAGCUGCAGAUCUACACCUGGAUGGAUGCGACUCUGAAAGAGCUGACCAGCUUGGUGAAAGAAGUUUACCCAGAAGCACGGAAGAAGGGCACGCACUUCAACUUUGCAAUUGUUUUUACAGAUCUCAAGAGGCCUGGGUAUAGGGUGAAGGAGAUUGGCAGUACCAUGUCGGGCAGGAAGGGCACGGAUGAUUCCAUGACAUUGCAGUCUCAGAAAUUCCAGAUAGGAGACUACUUGGAUAUUGCCAUUACUCCUCCGAAUCGCGCACCGCCCCCAUCAAGCCGCAUGAGACCGUACUAAAGUCUUGCUGCUUUGUAUGGUUACAUCUUCUGUUUCUUCCUACUUGCUGUUUUAAAGCAGGCUUUAUUUUUUUUUUCGCUUUUGUUGCUAAGCGAGAAAACCUGAAGGCAAAAGCUGAGCAUCAGAAAUGGAAGCUAGCUUUUAAACCUUAACUUUUUAGUUUAUUUGUUUAGAAGAAACGCUUACCCCUAGCAAUGCUGUUACCUACCCCUGAUUGUUAUAGUUUGGAUAGUAAGUCCAGUGUUUCCAGUUUUCCAUAAAAUACAAGUGGAAGGAUUACAGGUGCUCUGUAGUAAAGAUUGAUGUUCUUAACCUUU
Molecule: messenger RNA, 865 nt
Organism: Cuculus canorus (common cuckoo)
Lineage: Eukaryota; Metazoa; Chordata; Aves; Cuculiformes; Cuculidae
Gene: SAP18
Product: Sin3A associated protein 18
Exons: 4
Coding region: 87-548 (153 amino acids)
Biological process (GO): negative regulation of DNA-templated transcription
Cellular component (GO): nucleus
Molecular function (GO): transcription factor binding; transcription corepressor activity
Source: RefSeq, a predicted model, not a curated record